UCUCCUGUUUGCCGCCAGACCAACAGCGUUUUCCCGCCAGCUCUACCCUUCGCGCCGCGGAUGGAUUCAUGAUGGUUUUAACUACAGAGCAAAUAAACCUGACUGGACAAGUAUUUGAAUCAUAUAUUCUGGAAUAUCACCAAAAUGAUGUCUUGCAGAUUUUAAGAGAAAAAGACGAUAAUGCCCAUUACCCAGUUAUUGUUGAUGCAUUGACACUUUUUGAGACCAACAUGGAAAUUGGUGAAUAUUUUAAUGCCUUCCCUAAUGAAGUCCUUCCUAUUUUUGAUAAUGCAUUGCGUAGAGCAGCUGUGACAGUAUGUCAGUCGGCUUCCCAAGCUCAGGAAUUCAUCAUUAAACAGAAUCUACAUGCCAGAAUAUCAGGUUUACCUGUGUGCCCAGAGCUAACUAGAGAACGUAUCCCAAAGACUAGAGAUGUAGGGCAUUUCCUGUCAGUCACUGGCACUGUUAUUCGCACCAGCCUAGUGAAAGUCCUGGAAUUUGAGCGGGAUUACAUAUGCAACAAAUGCAAGCAUGUUUUUGUGGUCAAGGCUGACUUUGAACAAUACAAUGCUUUCUGCCGCCCAUCAACCUGUCCUGGGAAAGAAGGCUGCUCCUCCUCAAAGUUCACUUGUCUCUCUGGAACAUCCUGUGCUCCCAGCAGUUGCAAAGACUAUCAAGAAAUCAAGAUUCAGGAGCAGGUUCAAAGGCUUUCUGUUGGAAAUAUUCCCCGUUCUAUGAUGGUGGUCCUUGAAGAUGAUUUAGUUGACAGUUGCAAAUCUGGUGAUGACAUUACAGUUUAUGGAGUAGUGAUGCAGAGAUGGAAGCCUUUUCACCAGGAUUCACGCUGUGAUGUAGAGAUUGUUUUGAAGGCCAAUUACGUUCAGGUCAACAAUGAACAAAUUAUGGGCAUCACAAUUGAUGAAGAUGUUCGUAAAGAAUUUGAAGAUUUUUGGGAAAGACAUAGGAAUGAUCCUUUAGCAGGGAGGAAUGAAAUUUUAGCAAGCUUGUGUCCUCAGAUUUUUGGAUUAUAUCUUGUGAAGUUGGCUGUAGCUAUGGUGCUCGCGGGAGGGGUGCAGAGAACAGAUAAUACCGGCACUCGAGUUAGAGGUGAAUCACAUCUUUUACUGGUUGGAGACCCUGGUACUGGAAAAUCUCAAUUUCUGAAAUAUGCAGCAAAGAUUACUCCACGAUCUGUACUUACAGCAGGAAUUGGAUCUACAAGUGCAGGUUUGACUGUGACUGCUGUGAAAGACUCUGGAGAAUGGAAUUUGGAGGCUGGUGCACUGGUCCUGGCUGAUGGAGGUCUCUGCUGCAUAGAUGAGUUUAACAGCAUCAAGGAACAUGACAGAACAAGCAUCCAUGAAGCCAUGGAGCAGCAAACCAUCAGUGUGGCCAAGGCUGGCUUAGUGUGCAAACUGAAUACAAGGACCACAAUUUUGGCAGCAACCAAUCCAAAGGGCCAAUAUGACACUAAUGAAUCUGUCUCAGUCAACAUAGCCCUUGGAAGCCCUCUUCUUAGCAGGUUUGAUCUUGUCUUGGUAUUGUUGGAUACAAAAAAUGAAGAAUGGGAUCACAUCAUUUCCUCCUUCAUACUGGAAAAUAAAGGUAACAUGGUGAUUAUUUGUAUUACAUUCUAUGGAAUUAUCUGAAUCUAACUGCUUGUCACUGAU
Messenger RNA from Python bivittatus (Burmese python), 1670 nucleotides. The record is from RefSeq and is a predicted model, not a curated record. Lineage: Eukaryota; Metazoa; Chordata; Lepidosauria; Squamata; Pythonidae.